AUGUCACUGCGGAUGACUGCGGAUCACACGUUCUCAACCACAGCCCAGCCGGUUCACGCCCUGCCAGAUCCCUCACCGAUCCAUGCCCGCAUCCCUUCCAUCUAUGUAGGCUGUGAUUUGUCCCCACCCGACCGGUUAUCUUCCCCCACCCGACCAGUUCUAUUCCCUCACCCAACUGGAUCUCUUCCCUCACCUGACCGGUUCUCUUCCCUCACCCAACCGGUUCUUUGUCCGGCAUCCUGGAUUUUUCUAUUCACCUCACGGCUUUCACACUCCAUGUCUCAACCACACGGAAACCACCAAACCGGUUAUGGUGGCGUACCUCUUUAUUCGGCCCAACACCACCAUGCACCUCCCAGCGUCAGCAAAUCUGGAUCUGAGAUUUACCCCCUUGGACGUUUCUCUCCGGGCAUGGGGCACCCCAACUCUUACGUUGGACCAAACCUCUUUGGAAAUCCUGCUCAAGCCCCUACUUGCUCGCGCGGUAUCAGCGCCUCCCCUCAUGAUUACCAAUCCUUUCAGAAUUCAUCUGGCUUCCCAGUCGCUGCGCGUGGUAAUCCGGUCCAGCUUUCACACUCUCCUGCCUCUCACUCAAACUACUCUGGCCACAUUGGCCCACAGGGGCACCAUUCCCAAGUUCUGUUCCUGCAAUCCCCUCUUGAGCGCGCUGCACCCCCUACUCAAUUGUUGCAGUCCACACCGCAAGGUUCUCCGUUCAAAUACACUUUUUCAUCUCCGCUUCCUGGAAGAAAUCCAUCUUUCCAGUUCUCCGCCCCUUCUGUCUCGAAACCGCCUCCGAAAAAGCGUGCCCCACGUCGCAAAGCGCCUUCUCGUCCUUGCGCCAAGGAUGUGGUCCCACCUGAGCCAACCCCAGCAGCUCCUGCCGAAAUUAAUUCAGCAGAAACCCAGAUGCGCAUUCCGUUGUCCGAUGCUCCUUGA
Messenger RNA from Puccinia triticina, 939 nucleotides. RefSeq lists its product as uncharacterized. Lineage: Eukaryota; Fungi; Basidiomycota; Pucciniomycetes; Pucciniales; Pucciniaceae. The transcript has 3 exons. The record is from RefSeq and is a predicted model, not a curated record. The coding region runs from base 1 to 939 and encodes 312 amino acids.